Molecule: messenger RNA, 5141 nt
Organism: Chironomus riparius
Lineage: Eukaryota; Metazoa; Arthropoda; Insecta; Diptera; Chironomidae
Source: the annotation of a GenBank genome assembly
AACAACAAAAAAUUAGGUUUUAAGGCUUUUUAAGACUGUUUCGACUGUUUAAAUGAAUUCUAUUUGCAGUACAAUAAUGUACUCUAAUUAAUCAAGCGUGUCAUGAAGCAAAUUGCGCAAUUUCAAUAAAUUGUUUCUCUACAUUUUUUACCCAUUAUUUAUUGAAAGAAACGGGUGUUCCUGUUUUGUCUAUCUAUCUUUGCAAUACGGAUUAAUAAGGAAGUAUAAAAUUACAAUUGUGAUGCUUGUUAAUUAAUUUUUAAAAAAAACAUAACAUUUGAAGAAAUGAUAAAUUUGAAAUUUAAAACAUUUGUAGGGUUUUGUUAAAAUUGUACGGUUUUAAUAUUCAAAACAUAAUUUUUAAGGUUCUAUGUGAAAAAUUUACAAAAUUUAAUUAAAUUAAUGACAAAGAAAGCACAAAUAGGACAUAAGGCACAGUUUGCAAUCGGAGUACAAGUGAAAAAGUGAAACAUUAAAGUGAUAUAAGUGGAACUCAAUUUUAUUCGUGGAAAAUCAUUGAAAAUCAAAUUUUCAUCUGAAAAUGGCCACGAAAAAGAUGAAGGCAUUUUCUGAGUUUGAUGAUGAAUUAGACAUGGAUAGCGAUUCAGAUGUGGUCAGCGAAGGAAGUGAUUUUGACGAAGAUUUAGAUCCAGACAAAAUUGAAGUUCCAGGAGGUGGAAAGGAUCUCGAAACAGCGGCCACAUUUGCUUCAAAUAGCGAUAUAGCAACGACGACAUCAGGAAAUAUUGGAAUUAACUCACCCUUUUUAACACAACCCAUCAAAAUAGAAAUUCCAACUUUACCUGCAACAUCAAAGACUGUUCAACCAUUAAGAUUUCCGAAAGUAAAUACAGCAAAUAAUCGGAUUCCGCCAGGGGUAUCGUCUAAGCCUCUGGAACGAGCAGGAGGAAUCAACAAUUUUUCUCCCAUGAUCGGUAGCAAUGCUAGUCAGCUGAUGAAGAAUCUUCAGCAAUUGAUUGCCUCGAAUCCAGAAUAUUUAAAAAGUGGCAUUCCAACACAUUUAAUACAACAAAUGUGGAAAAAAGAACCGGCACCAAGUGUUAUGCAAACUCCAAAGGUGAUGAUAACACCAAUGAAUAAUAAUCGCAUUUUCGAUCUUAAUCAAGAAGAAGAGGAGGAAGCUGAUGACGAGGAAAUGGGAGUUGCAGAAACUUAUGCAGAUUAUUGGCCCGCAAAAUUGAAAUUAGGAAGGAAACAUCCAGAUCCAGUAGUCGAGACAGCAUCUUUAUCGUCAGUUGAGCCAUCAGAUAUUAGCUAUAAGCUUAGUUUACCACAAGAAACAAUAGAUCUUGGCAUGUUGAGUGCAUUGCAAUUAGAAGCGAUAACUUAUACUUGUCAAGCGCACGAACAUAUGCUUCAGGACGGUUCUCGUGCAGGAUUUUUAAUUGGUGACGGUGCUGGUGUGGGAAAAGGUCGAACAAUUGCUGGAAUAAUUCACGAGAAUUAUCUUAAAGGCAGAAAACGUGCGCUUUGGAUCUCUGUUAGUAAUGACUUAAAAUAUGAUGCUCAACGUGAUUUACGCGAUAUUGGUGCUACAAAAAUUCAAGUUUUUGCAUUAAAUAAAUUCAAAUAUGCAAAAAUCAACUCAGCUCCAAACGGAAAUGUCAAAAAGGGUGUCGUUUUCAGUACGUAUUCAGCAAUGAUUGGCGAAUCAAAUAAUCGUGAUGCAGGCAAAUAUAAAUCACGUCUUAAACAAUUACUUCAAUGGUGCGGUGAAGAUUUUGACGGCGUAAUUGUGUUUGAUGAAUGUCACAAAGCAAAGAAUUUGUGUCCAACUGGAAGUAGCAAACCUACAAAAACUGGUUUAACAGCAUUAGAGUUGCAGAAUAAAUUACCAAAAGCAAGAGUCGUUUAUGCAUCAGCUACAGGUGCCUCAGAACCUCGAAAUAUGGCUUAUAUGGUUCGAUUAGGAAUUUGGGGUGUUGGAACUCCAUUUCCGACAUUUAAUGACUUUAUUACGGCUGUUGAAAAGCGUGGUGUCGGAGCUAUGGAAUUAGUAGCUAUGGACAUGAAAUUGCGUGGAAUUUAUAUUGCUCGACAACUUAGUUUCCACGGAGUUACAUUCAAAAUUGAAGAAGUUCAAUUGAAUGAUGAGUUUAAAAAGAUGUACGAUGCUUCUGUUGAAAUGUGGGUUGAAGCUAUGCACAAAUUUACAGAAGCUGCAGAAUUAAUUUCAGCUGAAUCACGAAUGAAAAAGACAAUGUGGGGACAAUUCUGGUCGAGUCAUCAAAGAUUCUUUAAAUAUCUUUGUAUUGCAUCAAAAGUACAACAUGCAGUCACUGUCGCUCGAGAAGCCAUCAAGUACGGCAAAUGUGUUGUAAUAGGUUUACAAUCGACAGGAGAAGCUCGAACUUUAGAGCAAUUGGAACGAGAUGAGGGCGAAUUAAAUGAUUUUGUGAGCACUGCUAAAGGUGUAUUUCAAUCAUUAAUUGAAAAGCAUUUUCCGGCACCAGAUCGUAAUAGAAUCAAUCGACUUUUGGGACUUGAAGCACCAGGCAAGACAAUGUUAGAACGGAUUAUGGAAGAACAUGAUGACAAUUUGAAAUCAAAAAGUGGACAAAUCAAUAACAAACGAAAGACUUAUGAUAUGAAUAACUUACCACAAAAACGAAUGAAGACUUCACAGCUUUUGGAUAGUGACGAGGAUGCCGAUGACUUUGAGGAUACUGACAAGAGUCCAGAUUUUGUAGCAAAUAGUGAUAGUGACACAAGUGAAGAUGACGAAAGUGAUCAUUUAAAUAGCUCAGAAGAAAAUUCCGAUUAUAAUCCAUUCGGUAACUCGUCAGACUCUGAUUCUGAUCCAUGGGUUAGCAAGAAAAAAUUAAAGAAAAUGAAAAAAGAGAAAAUAAAGAAAAUAAAGGAGGAAAAUGGAAAUGGCCAAAGUAGCAGUAGAUCAUCACCAAAUGAUGCGAUUUCAGUUGCUUUAAAGCGCAAACCACAGACAGUCCAAGAGAAACUUCAGGAAUCUUUAGCUGCAAAGAAAAAGGAAACUUCAGGAAUUGGUGUUGUUAAGAUUGAAGUUCCUGGAAUGAAUAAUAUAGCACCAAUUCAUAUAAAACCAGCUGUUCCUCAAAAAGACAAUAUUGAGAGAGCAUGUGAAAUGAAGGAAAGUUUACUUAAGAGAAUCGAAAAAUUAAGUGAUAGUUUGCCACCAAAUACUUUAGAUCAAUUAAUUGAUGAAUUGGGCGGUCCUGAAAAUGUCGCUGAGAUGACUGGACGUAAAGGUCGUGUUGUUCAAAAUGAAGACGGAUCAAUUCAAUAUGAAUCACGUUCAGAACAAGACGUUCCAUUAGAAACUUUAAAUUUGACUGAAAAAUCGAGAUUUAUGGAUGGCGAAAAAGAUGUUGCAAUUAUUUCUGAAGCUGCAUCGUCAGGUAUUUCAUUACAAAGUGACCGAAGAGUUCGCAAUCAACGUCGUCGUGUUCACAUCACACUCGAGUUACCGUGGUCUGCAGAUCGUGCAAUUCAGCAAUUUGGACGUACACAUCGAUCAAAUCAAGUUAAUGCGCCUGAAUACAUGUUCUUAAUUUCCGAUUUGGCUGGAGAACGACGUUUUGCAUCGACAGUAGCUAAACGUUUAGAAAGUUUAGGAGCUCUCACACAUGGUGACAGACGUGCAACAGAAUCGCGUGAUUUGUCUCAGUUCAAUAUUGACAACAAAUAUGGUCGAAGCGCAUUAGAGGCUGUGAUGAAAACUAUAAUGGGCUAUGAACAACCAAUGGUUCCACCACCAAGCGAUUAUAAAGGCGAUUUUUUCACGGAUGUUGCUGGUGCUCUUGUUGGCGUUGGAUUAAUUGUCAAUAGUGAAACAAAUCCUGGCGUUUUGAGCUUAGAUAAAGACUACAAUAGCAUCAGUAAAUUUCUCAAUCGUAUUUUGGGAAUGCCAGUUGAAUUACAAAAUCGUUUAUUCAAAUACUUUACGGAUACAUUAGCUGCAAUAAUAUCUAAAGAAAAGAAAAUGGGACGCUUUGAUAUGGGAAUUCUCGAUCUUGGUGCUGGCGGUGAAAAUGUUAAAAUAAUCAAACACAUUCGAUUCUUACGUAAACAUUCGACUGGUAUUGCACCAAUUGAGCUUCAAACAGUACAUGUAGAACGUGGAAUGAUUUGGCAAGAAGCUAUCGACAAAUGGGCUGACUUAGAUGACGAAAAGGAAGGAUUCUAUUUGUCGCAUCAAUCACGAAAUGGAAGUUACACAGCAGUUCUCGCUAUUGCUGUCGAAAGUCGUCCGACUAACCAACUGUUGGGUUCAAGCAGUAAUAAAAAGGGAAAGAAUGACAAGAAAAAGGAACAAAUGUUUCAAAUUUAUCGACCAAAUACGGGUCUUCAAGUUCGUCUUGAAUCAUUGACUGAAUUGGAAAAGAAAUAUCGCAAAGUUGAGAGCGGUGAAGCUGAUAUGCAUUGGAUUAAGCAGUAUGAUGCAUCUGUUAAUAUAUGCUCACAUUCCUUUUGGAACGGAACUUGCAGACAAUCGACUUUAGGAUUCGAGUGUGAAGUUGGAUUGCGUCGGCGUACCUACUCAAUUUUGUCAGGGUCAGUCCUCUCAGUUUGGGGUCGUGUUGAGGGCGUCUUGUCACGUUAUGGAAGCUCAGGACAUAAUAAGAUGCAAGUAAUUCGUUUAAAGACACAAGAAGGCAAGAAAGUUGUUGGAACUGUUAUACCAAAGAAUUGCGUAGAAGUUAUUCGUAAAGAUUUGAGCUCAGAUGCUGAAAAAGUUGAGGAGAUUAAAUAAGCUCAUAACAAAGAAAAUAUUGAAAUGUAUCCCAUCAAACUUGUUUUAAAUGUUUCUUCUUAAGAUUCUUAAUUUAUAAAAUUGAUGGAUUCAUAAAUCUAAAGGAAAUUACAAAAAGAAUAAGUUAUAGUUACAAAAAAAGAAAGGAAAAUCAUAUUAUAAAAGAUGUAGCAUAAGUCAUUCAGAUUUGAUGACAUUAGAUCCUCAAAAAAUAAAUAAAAACUCAUCCAAAAAAAGUUUAAAAGAUUUACAAGAUUUUGAAAAAAUCCCAAAAAACAAACGCGCUUAAUUUAAAUUUACAAAUUUUCUCUUUUUUCUGUUAAUCUAGUUUAGUUUAUGUAAAACAUUUAGUGACACUAGUAAUAAAGCAAGGAAUUUUCAUUUAAGAGUA